UGCGCAUCAUCUCCUCGCAGUUAUAUACUUUCAGGGAAAUGUUAUCACCAUUUUCUAUAAGCUGGCUAUGUUCUGCUGAACAAAAUUAAAUUUUAACCAUUGUCAUGGCGGAAAAGUAAUAUACAAAGUAAAAUGUAUAGUUUCACAAGGAUACAGCGUGUUUUUGUUUCAGUCAUGUUGGCUUCUUUCAGUGGCGCGCUCGAUGAGCGGUCUGUGUCAGUUGCCUUGAAUGGUCCUUUGAAAAAUUUGUGUAUUUUCAAUGAAAAACUCUACAUUGGAGGUACCAAUAUGAUGUAUGUGCUAAACAAAGAUUUGAGCAUGAAUCAUUCAGCCAACACGUGCAGUAGAUCAACGAUUCUAUGCGGUAACGUGAAUCAAGUGUUACUGGUGAAUGACAAAAGGAAAGAACUGCUAGUAUGUGGAACAGGCAAAGGUGGAAUAUGUGAAGUCAGAAGUACAGAGAAUAUUGGAAUCAUUCUCAGGAACAAUACUUGGAUACAUGCACCACUAAAGGUUUCUACGGAUCGAAGUCGUCCUGCGCAAGGUGUUUUGACAAGAGAUGGGAGCGUUACGUUAGCCGUUACGUUUGGGAAAGGAAUAGUUGCAAGCACAUCAAACUUUGGGUACCUUUCAUACGAGUAUGCUAUAAGCACAAGAAGUUUCAUAGACUUUGAACCAUUAAGUCAACGCGGUACAAAAGGUCUUUUCACGGUUAUAAAGAAUGCAAGUUUACAUGACUAUAUUAUCUAUUACAAAGCAGGGUUUCAGUACAACUGGUAUACCUAUUUUGUGACAAACCAAAAGAAAUACGUUGGACACACCAAAUAUGUAUCAAAACUUGUCAGAAUUUGCCAAAAUGACACAGACUUUAAGUCAUACACAGACAUAGUGAUUAGUUGUUUACACAACGGUACUGAAUACAAUCUGAUCCAAGAGGCAGUGAUAUUGGAAGUCCCUGAUUCUGUCGCAUUCGCGGGCUCAGACAGGGUUUUUGUUGGUGUGUUUACACGAGGAAACGACCCUACCAAACCUUCUGGUGACAGUGUGUUUUGUGUGUCGAAGCUUAAAGACUUGGAUAAUGAGAUUUUACAAGCCAAAAAGAUACAUGCGUUUUCAUGUAAAGUUCAAGAUCCGUCUGAAAGAUAUCUGCCAGACUUAAGGUCUACGCCCAACUGCGUCAAUGAAAAGCAACAUAAAUUCCAUGACUAUAAUUUUUCCUGUGAAAAUCCGUAUCCGACCUUCUUCUACGUGAUAGGGAAUAUAACCUUUUCGAUGACAUCGAGAUAUCUACUACACGCAGAGAAGGGUUCUGUUACAGCACUAAACGGAGCCAGAAAUGCUAAAGGAAACAUUGUGAUAAUUGCCGGAACAUCCACUGGACAUAUAGUUCAGAUGACAAUGGAAAGCCUGGAAUCUCCUCUCCAAGUGAUUAGCACAGCAAAUGUGAGAAAGUCUAUAAAGCGUGUGCACAUACAAGAUGACGAUACGAUUUAUGUGAUGAGCAGUAAAAAUGUGUUCUUGUUCUCACGUUCCAACUGCUCUGAGUAUACCACGUGCUCCGACACAAUGACCGGCCGAAAUCCACUGUGUGGUUGGUGUGUCUACAAACAAAGAGCAACAAGACAAUCUAACUGUUCAGAUGAACCAAAUCAUUGGUUGUCCUCAAUACGCGACUGCGUAUCUCGGAUGCACGUGACGCCGUCUAAUAUACCUGUAAACGUCUCCAGUAACACAAACGUUACCUUGACGUUGACACUAGAAAACUUGCCGAAACCUCGUACAGAGGACGUAUACCAAUGCAGACUCAUCAAUGAAAUACCCAGCAUUGGAACUGACAUACAAGCUGAGCGGAAUGGGAGUGUAUUUUCGUGCACUUUACCAUUUGUUAAAGAGCACGUUGAGGCAACAUUAGCACUUUCAGUCCAAACGGCUUCUAAUGAGCAUAUAGUGCUUUCUAAAACGAACAUUUUGUUUUUCGAGUGUGCACGAUUGAACAGAUGCCGUGACUGUAUCGGGAGAUCAAAGCAACACUGUGAUUGGUGUACAGACGAAGCAAUGUGUCUGCCACAUGGAUCACCAUGCACUGCCGAUUUGAGAUCUUCAGAAGACACAUGCCCCCAAUUAUUAGACACAAGAGGGCAACAUUUUGUACAUGCCGGUGUAUUGACCACUGUACCCUUUCGCGGAAUACAUAUUCCAGCGUCCAUAACUGCAAACCAGUACACAUACACCUGUAAGAUGCCGUCCGGUGCAGUAUCUUCCACGGCUGCUGCUUUCAACAACUCCAUAUUCUGUAGCGUCAAUUUACAACAAUCGCCAGAUCAGCCAAAACAAGACCAGAAAAUCAGAAUCUACUAUGGUGCGAAAGGUCAAAAAGCAUCUGAUAUAGAUGACGAGUUUGCAAAUUUCGUUACAGUUUACAACUGCACUCGGUUGGCCAAAGACUGUAGCCACUGUAGAGCUUUGAACAAAACAAGAUAUAACUGUGAAUGGUGUGUCAACAAGAACCUAUGUGAAUAUAGACAUGAAAACUACACCACGGCAACGUGUCCUGCUCCUACCAUUUCCAUGAUGGUACCAAGAGAUGGACCGGUGACGGGUCAUACAAAGAUUACUGUUUAUGGUUCCAAUCUUGGCUCGAACCUGUCGGACAUAGACAGUGUACAGAUAGCGGAUAUUCCCUGCAAAUUGAGUGAUGAUGUUACACAGUUUCUUGUCACAGACUAUGGAGAUUUUGAAACAAGUGUACCAAAUCGGCUUGUUUGCUAUACCGGGUCAACUGUGAACGAGACAACAGGGGCUCUUAAUGUUACAGUGAAUGGAAAAACAACAAUUACAACUGAUACUUACUCUUAUAGGAUCCCAGCUGUUGGAGAUAUUGUACCGAAGUACGGACCAAAGGCUGGAGGGACACGAGUAACUAUAUACGGCGAGAAUCUAGGAAUUGGUAACAGACACAUCGGUUUAUUGCUCGGGGGCAAGCACUGCCUUAAACCGGAAGUCAGGCCAGAUAUACCGCGAGAAACUGUAUUUUUAGGUACUUUCACAAUUGUUUGCACUGUCGCUGGAGAAUACAGUGGUAAUAUCACGACAGUCACAUUAUCUAUCGACGGCAAAACGGUUGUCUCGGAAGCAUCUGCAUCUUUCAGAUUUGUCACUGACCCAACUCUACAUCCCAUAUCGCCAAAGAAGGCAUUCUUAAGUGGUGGAACACAAAUAUCUGUCGAGGGUGUGCAGCUGGACAAUGCCCAUGAUGCAAGAAUAACGUUAUCGUACGGACACGUGACCGAGAUUGGGGACUGCAUUAUACAGUCGGAGAGUUCGGCAAUAUGUAAGGCCCCAAGAGCACCUCAGAGUCUGAAGGAAGAGUUACUUAAUAUGGAGAAUACGUAUAAAUUGUCAGAAUACAUCAAAGUAACAUCUAUUCUCCACUUGGACAACAUUCGAGAAAAUGUUGAAAUAUCUUACUAUCAGGAUCCGUCUAUAGACAAUCUUCGGGCAGACAAUAACGUCGUACAAAUCGAAGAAGACGAUCGGCAUCUGAGAAUUAAAGGUAACAGGUUGAACAAGGUUGCUACUUUAUUUGAUAUCAACAUAACAGUGGGAGUUGAACCGUGUGUGUUAGUAAAAUUGACUUCAUCAUAUAUAACCUGCAUUGCGCCUAAAACUCAACCCGAAUGUGGAAUAUCUCAUGCUGAAUACCCAGAAGUUAAUGUAACCAUUGGAAACAUACAUAAGAUGAUUGGGUAUGUACAGUACAAAGGAAGCACAGACUGGAUCAGCAGUCCUGUUGUGCUGCUGUCUGCUGCAGGGAUAGCUGCAGUUCUCAUUCUUAUCAUUUCAAUAGCCACUAUUUUGAUCUGUCGGCAGUACAGAAGAAUGAAAAGCAGACUACGACAUCUAGUUAAACAGAACAGCUUAAAUGAGAAUUCAGAUAUAAUACGAUUAAACAGGAUGGCACCUACCUUCGACUGUUAUGAUAAGCGCAUGGAAUACUCCGAUCUCUACUCGGACAUUAGAGAAUCUGGUGUGGUUGACACCUACAACACACUUACCACAGACGACCAAGUUUCCCAGCAUUCCCUGGCCGAGCACCUGCGAGACACCUCCCAGCAUCCCCUGGCCGAGCACCUGCAAGACGAUAGUCUGCGUUCACAUGAUUCUUUACGUGCAAAGAACAAGAUAACAGUAGAAAUUCAGCUAGAGGGAGCGACGGCGACGGAUGUAACCCUUGUACCUAAAAUGGCUGAUGAUCGAUCGUACUUGCAUGCAGUUAACUAUGGAGUGGGAACAAUGGAGCGCAAAUGAGUCAUAUGAGCUUUGACUUUCAUACUAAAAAGAAUACAUGUACAUCUCAUUGUAUACCUGUCAGAACAUACCCUCCAGCGAUAACUUACUACAGUUAGCGGCUGUGCAAUAUUAGCAUCAGUUGUGUAUUUAUCCGCUAAGUAAAACCGUUCUAACUCCUUUUUUCGCAAAAACAAUACGUUCCUGGAAUGCUCCCCUGUUGUGCCUCCUGAAGCAUACGGGGUAGUGGGCGGUUCUAAAUUUUCAAAACGGAUUAUUUGAUUGGAUUUUAGAAAUCGUGCGGUCUUGUGCCAAAUAAAUGAUGUUCACGUUAUUAUAUUCCGUAAACAUUUUAUUCUAUAUUGUUAUCAACGAAUAAAAAAUCUACAUGAUCA
Molecule: messenger RNA, 4682 nt
Organism: Mercenaria mercenaria
Lineage: Eukaryota; Metazoa; Mollusca; Bivalvia; Venerida; Veneridae
Product: plexin-B3-like
Exons: 22
Coding region: 133-4308 (1391 amino acids)
Biological process (GO): semaphorin-plexin signaling pathway involved in axon guidance; regulation of cell migration
Cellular component (GO): semaphorin receptor complex
Molecular function (GO): semaphorin receptor activity; protein binding
Source: RefSeq, a predicted model, not a curated record